This is a messenger RNA of Theileria equi strain WA, 345 nucleotides long. RefSeq lists its product as hypothetical. The transcript is spliced from 3 exons. The record is from RefSeq and is a predicted model, not a curated record. Lineage: Eukaryota; Apicomplexa; Aconoidasida; Piroplasmida; Theileriidae. Bases 22 to 345 code for a protein of 107 amino acids.
UACAUCUAAAGUACGUGAAGGAUGGCCAAGAAAAACGCUAGGAAAGCUGUUCAGCACCGCCUUAACAUUGUAAAAAAGGACUUUUUGGCGGCAAGCAAGAAGAAACAAGAUCGUCAUAAAGCAAAAAACCUCCAAAAUGAGCUUAAACUUCAGAUAAUGAAUUUGUCGCUUGAUGGAAGCACAAGGAUGACAGAAAAGGACGAUGACGUAGAGAUGAGCUUUGAAAAGAACAAAAACCCGGGGAUAAACUUUGCCAGAGACUUUGAUUCAUCGAGGCCAAUCCGUGCUAGAGAUAAGAAAAUAGUACAAAGAGCCCUCAAACGCAAGAGGAAGAUGGGCAAGUAA